UCCCUCCCUCCUUCCAUCCAUCAUCUUCUGCAACUGCAACUCUGCAAGUGUGUGGUUGUAAAGUAAUCAGAGCGGGAGUGGCUACAAACCUACAACCCUACAACCUACAAACAAGAAGGGAAGAUGGGAGAAAUUACAGCGGAACUCCAAGGAGCUGCCCUGUUGGUUGUAACAUAUGUUUCUUGUUUGUUUACUGUAUUUAGUUUCUUACUACUUCCUGGUGGUGUUGAUAGUUUCAUUUAUGUACAAAGUUACAUCAGAAGUCAAACAACACUAGGACUGUGAUUUCUGUUCAUUACUUAUCACCAUUUCCAGUUAAUGGGUUCUUGGGAAUCAUACAACCAGAAAAUGGUGAGGUGAUGCAAUAGAAUUGUGCUUGACUCUAUCAUCUAUUUUCCUUGCGUUCCAUCCCCAUUCCCAUUCCCAUUCCCAUUCUCAUAUACCAGUUCCAUGACAGUUCACAGAUGAGUGGGUCUGGGUGUCUCAGAUCCUUGAUGCUCACUCUAAACCAAUUCCCUGAGCCUCUGUUUUCCCAUCGCUUCCUGCGUCAUUUCAGAAACCAACUCACUCUCACAACCAAACCCACCUCAUUUAUCAAUCCUCACAAGUGCUUUUGUGGGAAUGUCACAAGGUUGAGCUCGGCAGAAUAUAGUAACGCAGCAGCGAAAGCCCAUAUCUUCGAUGGUAGUCUAGUUCAUCAAAAUGAAAGCAAUCCAAAGGGGAUUGAAUUCCUGCAUUCGGUGGAAGCACAUUGCGUUCGUGCUAAUUGUCAGACUUAUAUUUGGCUUUUAAAAGGGUGCUCAAGUUCUGGGUCCUUUUUAGAUUCUAAGAAGCUUCACUCUACAAUUCUGAAGCUGGGUUUUGAUGCAGAACAGGUAAUAUGUGAUGGCCUCACUGAUGCUUAUCUUGCCUGUGGUGAUUUAGAUGGUGCGGUUAAGGUUUUCGAUGACAUGCCUCACAGAAGUUCAUUUUCAUGGAAUAACAUAAUUCAUGGGUUUCUUGCAAAGAAGUUGACCAGCCAUGUAUUGGAUCUCUUUUCUCGAAUGAUAGCAGAUAAUGUGCAUCCUGAUGAGACCACGUUUGCCUGGGUUUUAAGGGCAUGUGGUGGGGGUAAUGUCCGUUUCCAAUAUGUUGAACAGAUUCAUACAAGGAUUAUUUGUCAUGGUUUUGGUACUAAUUUGCUCGUAUGUAAUCCCUUAAUUGAUUUGUAUGCCAAAAACGGGUAUGUGGAUUAUGCUAAAAAGGUCUUUGAUAAAUUAUAUCUAAGGGAUAGUGUUUCUUGGGUGGCCAUGAUUUCCGGUUUAUCUCAGAAUGGACGGGAAAAAGAAGCAGUUCUCUUAUUCAUUCAGAUGCAAACAUCAGGAAUUUUACCCACUCCUUAUGUAUUCUCAAGUGUACUAAGUGCCUGCACCAAAAUAGAGUUAUUUGAGAUGGGAGCACAGCUGCACGGCCUUAUUUUCAAGGGGGGAUUUUCUUGUGAAACAUAUGUAUGCAAUGCACUGGUGACAUUAUAUUCCCGCUCAGGGAACUUCAUAUCUGCUGAAGAAAUUUUCAAAACAAUGAUCCACAGGGAUGCAGUAUCUUAUAACUCACUGAUCUCUGGGCUAGCUCAGCAUGGGUUUAGUGAUAGAGCAUUGGAAUUGUUCAAAAGAAUGCAGAUUGAUUGUUUGGAACCAGACUGUGUUACAAUUGCUAGUCUUUUGAGUGCCUGCGCAGAUAUUGGUGCUCUGCAUAAGGGAACACAACUCCACUCACUUGCAAUAAAAGCGGGAAUGUCAUCAGAUAUCAUCCUUGAAGGCUCUCUGCUUGAUCUUUAUGUGAAAUGCUCUGAUGUGCAAACUGCCUAUGAGUUUUUCCUUACUACAGAGACAGAAAAUGUUGUCUUGUGGAAUGUGAUGUUAGUUGCUUAUGGUCAGCUAGAUGAUCUUAAUGAAUCAUUUCAUAUUUUUAGGCAAAUGCAUAUUGAGGGCAUGAUUCCUAAUCAAUACACCUACCCUAGUAUUCUGAGAACCUGUACCUCUGUCGGGGCUCUCAAUUUAGGAGAACAAAUACAUACUCAAGUCAUAAAAACUGGUUUUCAUUUAAAUGUUUAUGUCUGCAGUGUGCUUAUUGAUAUGUAUGCUAAGCAUGGGGAAUUGGAUACUGCCCUGAAAAUUCUCAGUAGACUCACUGAGGAUGAUGUUGUGUCUUGGACUGCUAUGAUCGCAGGGUAUGCACAGCAUGAUUUAUUUUCGGAAUCUCUUAUACUUUUUGAAGAAAUGCAAAAGAGAGGAAUUCGAUCUGACAACAUAGGAUUUUCAAGUGCAAUAAGUGCAUGUGCUGGUAUUCAAGCACUCAAUCAAGGAAGACAAAUUCAUGCUCAGUCGUGUGUCUCUGGUUGUUCAGAUGACCUGUCAGUCGGAAAUGCACUUGUUACCCUGUAUGCCAGAUGUGGUAGAAUAUGGGAAGCAUACCAUGCAUUUGAGGCAAUUGAUGCUAAAGAUAAUAUAUCAUGGAAUGGAUUGAUAUCUGGGUUUGCACAGAGUGGGUACUUUGAGGAAGCACUGCAGGUAUUUAAUCGGAUGAAUAAAGCUGGAGUAGAAGCUAAUUUGUUCACAUUUGGCUCUGCAAUUAGUGCUGCUGCUAAUUUAGCAAAUAUAAAACAAGGAGAGCAGAUCCAUGCUGCAAUUAUAAAAACUGGGAAGAAUUCCGAAACUGAGGUUUCCAAUGCUUUAAUCACAUUGUACUCGAAGUGUGGUAGCAUUAAUGAUGCCAAUAAAGAGUUUUCUGAAAUGCCUGAAAAGAAUGAGAUUUCUUGGAAUGCCAUGAUUACUGGCUAUUCUCAACAUGGGCGCGGUGUUGAAUCAAUACAUCUAUUUGAGGAGAUGAAACAACUUGGUGUAGUGCCAAGCCACGUCACAUUUGUGGGAGUACUUUCAGCCUGUAGCCAUGUAGGCUUGGUAGAUGAAGGGCUUGGUUACUUCGAAUCCAUGAGCAAAGAGCACGGGUUAGUGCCUAAGCCUGAACAUUAUGCUUGUGUUGUUGAUCUUCUAGGGCGAGCUGGUUCUUUGAGCUCUGCAAGAAAAUUUAUAAAGGAGAUGCCAAUGAAACCAGAUGCAAUGAUUUGGAGGACGCUCUUAAGUGCAUGUAUAACUCAUAAGAACACAGAAAUUGGAGAGUUUGCUGCCCAUCAUCUUCUAGAACUGGAACCUGAAGAUUCAGCAGCUUACGUUCUCCUAUCAAAUAUGUAUGCAGUAGCAGGAAUGUGGGGUUGUAGGGAUCAGACGAGGCAAUUAAUGAAGGAAAGGGGUGUGAAGAAAGAGCCUGGUCGUAGCUGGAUUGAGGUAAAAAACUCAGUUCAUGCAUUCUUUGUUGGUGACAAACUGCACCCGCUUGCAGAUAAGAUUUAUGAAUUCUUAGGGGAUUUGAAUGAGCGGGCAGCUGAAAUUGGUUAUGUUGAAGACCGUUACAACCUUUGGAAUGAAAUAGAGCAGCAGCAGAAAGAUCCAACAGAGUAUAUUCACAGUGAGAAAUUGGCAAUCUCUUUUGGCCUACUCAGCUUAUCUAAUACGAUCCCUAUACGUGUAAUUAAGAAUCUUCGUGUUUGUAAUGAUUGCCAUAAUUGGAUCAAGUACAUGUCAAAGAUUUCAGAUCGAACUAUCAUAGUACGGGAUGCUUAUCGUUUUCAUCAUUUCAAAGAUGGUGUUUGUUCUUGUAGAGAUUACUGGUAAGAUUGUCAAAAAGCUUACCGGAAUCCAUGUUUCCAUCGAGGAUUUCAAAUCACUUUAUUGUCCUAUGAUUGAGUCGAUUCAAGUUUCCUCUAAUAGAAGACCAUGGUAUGAACUAUAACCAGCAAUUUCCUUUUAUUGCUAUUUGCACAGAAUUUUAGGGACCAUGGCUCGUUAAAUCUUUUGUGAUUCUGUUAGCUAGUGACAUGUUUUAAUAGGUCUAUCUAGAACUAUAGCAUGUUAACUCUUAACGUACUUUAUCAGACAAACAAAAACAAAGCUUGUCAUGUGAACUAGCUUGGAUAUUUGGACCAGUUCAAAUUUCCGUGACCAAUUUGUGCCAGCUACUGCUGCUUUUUGGAAUUUGAAUUUUUAAGGACUUGGUGACAAUUGUUGAUGCUCACUCCAGGAGAUGACUGUCUUACUUAAGCCCUGGAAAAGGGUAAAGAAAAGAAGUAAGCUUGGACCAAGGGCCUGCCACCUGCAGCAUCCUGGAACAGAAACACUUGGAGACCAGCCAGAGGCUGAUGGUGGAUUUGAAGUUCUAUCGUGAUUGAGGCUAACAUUCACAAACCAAUUGGUGCGGAAGGCCCUGCGAGAAUAUCAUAUCUACAGUUUACUUGAUUGCAGGCUGGAUCUCAGGCAAAUUGCGUUGGAAGCUCGGAAUGCAGAAUACAACCCCAAGUGUUUUGCCACUGUCAUUGUUAGAAUAAGGGAACCAAAAACUACAGCGUUGAUUUUUGCCUCUGGGAAGAUGGUGAGCUCUCCAGAAAUUUCUGCUAUUCAACUGGCUGAUAACUGCAUGAUUUCAUUUCAGCUAUUCCUAAUUUUGUUUCUAUAAAUUUUUUGGAACUGGUAUGCUUUUGAAUCUCUCAGGCUCCUGUUCAGUCCCACCUUUGGAACCAUAUGAGAUCUGAAAGAACAGUUUAUCCUACUUCUUAUGUUUUUCAAAUCAUAAUCCAAUUGAUUGUGCUAUUAUCUGUUGACAUGUCUAUUUGGGUACAGUUUAGACAUGAUUAUGUAUUUGUUGAUAUGUGUUUGGAACUCCACAUACACGACUGUGUUAAUUGUCAUGCUAAGUAUUAGUAAUGUAUUUUGCCUUU
Messenger RNA from Prunus dulcis (almond), 4810 nucleotides. RefSeq names its product pentatricopeptide repeat-containing protein At4g13650. Gene Ontology annotation, molecular function: protein binding; RNA binding; zinc ion binding. Gene Ontology annotation, biological process: RNA modification. Gene Ontology annotation, cellular component: intracellular membrane-bounded organelle. Bases 465 to 3710 code for a protein of 1081 amino acids. The transcript is spliced from 5 exons. NCBI's taxonomy places the organism in Eukaryota, Viridiplantae, Streptophyta, Magnoliopsida, Rosales, Rosaceae. The record is from RefSeq and is a predicted model, not a curated record.